This is a messenger RNA of Apodemus sylvaticus (European woodmouse), 324 nucleotides long. Its product is annotated as 60S ribosomal protein L29-like. The transcript has a single exon. Gene Ontology annotation, molecular function: structural constituent of ribosome. Gene Ontology annotation, cellular component: cytosolic large ribosomal subunit; ribosome. Lineage: Eukaryota; Metazoa; Chordata; Mammalia; Rodentia; Muridae. The record is from RefSeq and is a predicted model, not a curated record. The coding region runs from base 1 to 324 and encodes 107 amino acids. Gene Ontology annotation, biological process: cytoplasmic translation.
AUGGCCAUUUCCAAGAACCACAUCACAUACAACCAGUCCUGCAAAUGGCACAGAAAUGGCAUUCAGAAUCACUGGUCACAAAGCCCUGAAUCUCUUAAGGUGGCUGAUCCCAAGUCCCUGAGGUACAUGAACUUUGCCAAGAAGCACAAGAAAGGGAUGAAGAAGAUGCAGGCCUACAAUAGAAAAGGAAGUGAGUGCAUGCACAGAGGGCUUCAGUGCCCUUGUGGAGCUGAAGGUCUCAUGCCCAAAAUACCAAAGGGCCCCAGCAUCAGACUCAGCUGUCUGGCUUUCAUUGCUCAACUCAAACUUGAGAAGUGGAUUUGA